This is a messenger RNA of Hippoglossus stenolepis (Pacific halibut), 968 nucleotides long. RefSeq names its product thioredoxin domain containing 17 (gene txndc17). Lineage: Eukaryota; Metazoa; Chordata; Actinopteri; Pleuronectiformes; Pleuronectidae. Gene Ontology annotation, cellular component: cytosol. Gene Ontology annotation, molecular function: protein-disulfide reductase [NAD(P)H] activity. Bases 150 to 521 code for a protein of 123 amino acids. The transcript is spliced from 4 exons. The record is from RefSeq and is a predicted model, not a curated record.
GCACCGGACCGGAAGUGCUUGUGUCAAGUUUGCAGUAUUUCUCCCAGGUUCAGAGUCAGUAGAUCAGAAACAUCUCUCCACACUUGUUGUUGUUUCAUCCCAGUUUAACUCCGACUCCCAGACCCGCCGUUAUAAACUCGGUCUAAACGAUGGCUCAGUACGAAGUAGUGAACGUGCGCGGAUAUGAAGAAUUCUGCCACGCUGUGUCUCAGAGGAAAGGAAAAGACAUUUUUGCUUAUUUCUCUGGUGAUAAAGACGCUCAGGGAGCGAGCUGGUGUCCAGACUGUGUGAAAGCUGAGCCCGUGGUGAGAGGAGAGAUGAGUCAUCUUCCUGAAGGAUCUGUCUUCAUCUACUGUCAAGUUGGAGAAAGAGCUUAUUGGAAGGAUCCAAGUAACGACUUCAAGAAGACUCUGAAGUUGAGUGGAGUUCCCACCCUACUGAGAUAUGGCACACCUCAGAAGUUGGUGGAGGACGAAUGCUUCAAAUCAGAGCUGGUGAGGAUGAUGUUCACUGAGGACUGAGGGAUCCUGUGCUGCUUACAUACAUCACUCAUGAAGCAUUCAAGACUUCUUCUCUGUUGAACAGCUGCCACCAUUCAGUUUCAGCACCACUGCAUUAUUGAAUAUCGAUACCCAUUCACCAGACGUAUCUCCCUAUGUAACUUGAUACAAAUCAUCAACUGUACAAUUGAAUUAAUGAUCAUCGCUUUUAAUAAACAGCCAUUCCAUUCAUUCUAUACUGGAACAACAGAGCAGAUGUAACUCUCACUUGUUUUGCUCUGUGUACAAUCAGUCAGUCCUGGGGUUGACACAUUUCUUCUCAUGUAAUGUUAGUGUAAGACACUACGUAGUUAUAAGAAUAUCUUGGAAUUGUCUUUAUUGUGACCAUUUAAUGUGAUUUUUUUUUUUUGCCUUACAAAAAGACUUGAAUAAAGUGACACUCGGUGUUGAACAUUUGUGGCAGAACAA